Messenger RNA from Rotaria sp. Silwood1, 510 nucleotides. The record is from the annotation of a GenBank genome assembly. NCBI's taxonomy places the organism in Eukaryota, Metazoa, Rotifera, Eurotatoria, Philodinida, Philodinidae.
AUGAUGAAAGAGCUCGGGUUGAAACCAUAUCGUCCUCAAUUAUUGCAUGCCUUAAGCGAGGAUGAUCCCGACAGGCGUUGUGAAUUUGCUGAUGUCUUUCUCCAGUUAGCCGCUGAUGAUUCUUCGUUUCCUGAUCGAAUACUUUGGACUGACGAAACUAUUUUCAAGCUAAAUGGACAUGUUAAUCGACAUAAUUGCGUCUACUACGCUGUUGAGAACCCUCACAUCGUCAUUACUAAAGAAAUAAAUGCUCUCGGUAUUACUGUAUGGGCUGGCAUUUGGUCUGGAGGUCUUAUUGGACCGUUCUUUUUUCAUGAUUUCGUUACUGCAAACAGUUAUCUCGAAAUGCUAAAGAAAGAAAUUAUUCCUGCUAUUAAAUCUCGAAUGAAUUUACAAGAAAUGUUCUACAUGCAUGAUGGAGCUCCAUCUCAUUAUGCUCAACCUGUUCGACACUUCUUAGAUAAAACUUUUCGUAAUCGGUGGAUUGGUCGGCGAGAAGCAAUUGAAUGA